Rattus norvegicus (Norway rat) is the source of this 1417-nucleotide messenger RNA. It is a transcript of the gene Tmem41a, whose product is annotated as transmembrane protein 41a. Gene Ontology annotation, cellular component: membrane. The record is from RefSeq and is marked provisional. Lineage: Eukaryota; Metazoa; Chordata; Mammalia; Rodentia; Muridae. The transcript is spliced from 5 exons. Bases 58 to 852 code for a protein of 264 amino acids.
CACGGGGAGGGCUCUGCGUUGCCACGCGGGGAGCGCGCUCUCCGGCCCGGCCGCGGCAUGCGCGCGCUGCUCGGCUUGCUCCUGGUAUUCGGAGGCUGCACCUUCGCGCUAUACCUGCUCUCCACGCGGCUGCCCUUAGGGCCGAGGCUGGGGUCGGCCGGGGAGCCCGAAGGCCGGUCACUGUGGUUCCCCUCAGAUCUAGCAGAACUGCGGGAGCUCGCCGAGGUCCUCCGAGAGUACCGGAAAGAGCACCAGGCCUAUGUGAUCCUGCUCUUCUGCAGUGCCUACCUCUACAAACAGGGCUUCGCCAUCCCUGGCUCCAGCUUCCUGAAUGUCUUGGCUGGUGCCUUGUUCGGGCCAUGGCUCGGACUUUUGCUGUGCUGCGUGCUGACGUCGGUGGGUGCCACGGGCUGCUACCUGCUUUCCAGUGUUUUCGGCAAACAGCUGGUCGUCUCCUACUUUCCUGAUAAAGUGGCCCUGCUGCAGAGGAAGGUGGAGGAGAACAGAAACGGCCUGUUCUUUUUCCUGCUGUUUCUGAGACUCUUCCCCAUGACACCAAACUGGUUCUUGAACCUCUCGGCCCCGAUUCUGAACAUCCCCAUCGUGCAGUUUUUCUUCUCAGUGCUUAUCGGUUUGAUCCCAUACAAUUUCAUCUGCGUGCAGACGGGCUCCAUCCUGUCCACCCUCACCUCUCUGGAUGCCCUCUUCUCCUGGGAAACUGUCUUGAAGCUGUUGGCCAUCGCCAUGGUCGCUUUGGUUCCUGGAACGCUCAUCAAAAAAUUUAGCCAGAAGCACCUGGCACUGAGUGAAGCAAGCGGCAAGGGCCGUGUGGACAGCAGGAAGGAGGCAUGACGGGGGCCGCCCCGUGUUUUCAGGGCCCCGGACUGUGCUUCUGGUCCUUUUAAUGUCCUCGAUGUAUUUUAAUUACCCUCAGAAGAUGAGGCGGACAGUGCUCUAGUGUUCUAGUGUGUGCAGAGGUCCGUUAGAAGGGCGUCCUGUCCCGUUAAGCAGGUUCUGUGAAAUGAACUGCUUUCUAGAAACAUCUAUCCAGUGUCUGUCACGCUUGCCCCUUGCCAGUCCCUGAGAUGUUUUGGGAGAAGAUGCUAGUGGCCGUUUUGGGCAGGCUGUAUGACAGGUGUGCUCCUGCUAGCACCCUGCGGAUGUUCGUAUCAGACAGAACCCUGUCCUCGGCUACUCUGUUGAAGAGCGUCCUCUCUACCUUCCUGCUGAUGAUCUACCUCUCCUUAAGCCAAGGGAACAUGACGAGAGCUGCCUGGGUCUCACACGAGCUUAAGUGCGAUGGUUCCUGCAGUGCCCCUGUCCACAGACACGUCUAUCCAUGGCUAAGCUCCUUGUGCUCACAUGUAUGUCUUGAUGUUAGACUGAUUUCAACGUGAUUAAAUAUGAAUGGAAGCCG